GCUGCUGCUGCUGGUGGUGCUGCCGGUUCGGCGGCAGCAAGACUUCUAACAGCAGAGGAUGCUCCAAGAGAUCACCGUGGUAGUGCGGUCGCUGCGACACCUCCCGCAGUCGUUUUUCAACGAGGAAAAGGAGAGGGAACUAGCGCUCAGACAGCACGGGCAACAACAGGGGCAUCAGCAUGGACGGGGGAGCGUCGACUACCGGAGGUGCUUGAGAGCGCAGGCAAACAUCGCCAACGAGACGCGAGAGACGGGGAACUCGGCAUGGGGCAGGGGCGUGAGGUCCCGCCAGGCGAUGUGGCUGCGGGGCGCGGACAAGCUGUCGUGGAGCCUGCCCGAGCAACAGUUCAAGCAGGUCAAGGCGUACACCCCUGUCUGCAAGGUACACGUGUACGCCACCGACCCCAACUCCCCCACAAUGGACACCUCCGAUUCGGUGGGCUGGUUCAUCGUCGACAUGCGAGACCUCGCCGGGCAGCGUCAGCAAGAACGCUGGGUCAAGCUCCAGGGCGCCAGCCCCGCGGAGGUGCUGAUAUCCUCCCGCCUGGCCAUGGCGCGCGACCCGCAGGAGGACUCCUGUAGAGAAGGACACGAGCAACGAGGCCGACCGAACAGCGGCACGGGUGGUCACCGGGGGAAUGAUUCUGCGAAACCCCCUGCUUCGAAAGCAAGCUUCGAUGGUGGUUCUCCAACGGCCGCGUCGGAACGAACGAUGCCGUUUCCCGUCGCUGCCGCAGCACCAGCAGCAGGGCUGGAAGACGGCGAGGUUGCCGUCCAUACCGGGGUCGACAGCACUGUCUCCGAAUCCGAGGAGCCUUUGGCAGCCUCGACUGCUGUCGACGCGGUGUCCGACCUCGACGCCCUACCGGUUGGGCCGGGCGCGGACGGGCAGGACGCCCAGACGUUCUCGCCGGCCAUCUCCAUCAAGGGGGCCGCGGGACUGUCAGGUCUGGCGGCUGCGGUGACCGGCAGCGAUGGAGGUGGCCCCGGGUUCUGGCUGAGCUGCUUUAUGUUCCGCGUGGUGGUGCAAUAGGGAUAGGUUCGAGAGCUUGG
Messenger RNA from Ectocarpus sp. CCAP 1310/34, 1053 nucleotides. The record is from the annotation of a GenBank genome assembly. Lineage: Eukaryota; Phaeophyceae; Ectocarpales; Ectocarpaceae.